GUACCGUGAACGCCGCCCACUGUGAAGGCAGCGUUGAACGCACAAGGAUGUGCUAAGUUAACGCUAGCUAAAACUCUAUAGGACUAGUUUAGUUGUUUCCUCAAUGUUAAGUUAACGAGUAGCCUGCCGAGUAACUAGCUAGCGACCUGGUAUAUAAUACCAAGAAGGUAACGUAUGCUCAUAAAACAGGUCAAUUUCAGUUAUUGUUUUGUUCGCGGCGGAUGUAAAUAGAGUAACGUUAACGGAUGUUGUUGCUGUUCUGGCCUGCGACACGAUAGCCUAGCUAAAUUAGCAGUAGCCCCAACUGGUUCCUGGAGCUCUGACUUACUCGCAUCUCAAGAGACUACAGGAAAAGGGAAAUGGCACACCUUCUCAGUUAACUGUGAAGGCCGAGUAGCCAUUGCUAGAAAGGCAAUUUGUGGUUUUGGCUAGGGAUCAUCAGCAAGUUGUUCCCCAGCUAUGAGAGCCUGUACUCAGUGACUGACAUCUCACAAAAAAUGGAACUGUACUGGUACAUAGUUGUUAUUAUAUUCAUCAUCAUCAAGAUAUUCUUCUAUGUUUGCUGGUACCGAUCAAGACAGAGGCAGCUGGCAGCAUACCUGAGCAAUCCACGCAAUGCUCAGAUAGUCAUUGUUGGAGGAAGGGCCUACCUUCAUCAGAUGUGCGAGAGACAGAGUCAAACGUCUGUCUGGCCUAGUCUGUACGGCGUUCAGGAUGACCUGUCAAUAGAGGAGCCCUCCACAGCCCUGCCACCAGCUGCUUCCUACUCCCACUUGGACAUGCCACCACCAUAUGAGACCGUCUCCGGAGAGGAUGACCUGAAGCCCCCUCCCUACAGCCAGUACGCUCAUGCCGCGGAGGCCGACGCUCUUCGUCCCUUCCAUCAGACUCCUCUCAUUUCUGAGGGAGGAGACACCAUCAGCAUAAAUGAAGCCCCACCCCCCUACACACCGUGUGCAACUCCACAAGUCAGUCAGCAAGACGGCCCUGUAAGCCACAUUGAGUCCGAGUCGAGAGCAGGUCCACCUAAUCGAUCCCUGAUGCCAGUUUGCCUUUUCCAUGCACUGCCUUCCUACAUUCAACCUCAGCGAUCGUUGCCAGCCUAACUCUCAGCACAUGAGAGCAGAUGUUUAUUUGAAUGCGACUGUGUGUGUGUGUGUGUGUGUGUGUGUGUGUGUUUGGGGGUUUUUAGAACUAAGUUGUUUUUCUACUUUGUAUUGUUUUAAAAAAAAAAGUGAUCAUCUGAUGAGUUGGGCAAUAACAAAUGACAUCAGCAAGCCUGUGUGCCUCGGUCAGGACUGCAGAACCUGCCUCCCAGCUAGGAUGAGGAUAAACCAGAGAUGCAGAUAAUCAGAGAGACACAUAACUUUCAAGUGUGUUUUUAUGAAAACGUCUCCCGCCGUAUGUCCGCGGCCACUUCCUUUCACAGAUCUCAAACAAUUGACUCAUUCCAAAAAGUACGAUUGGGGAAACGAGUAGAUGUUCUGAACACAGUAGCUCAAGAACAUUGUGUGACAGAAAAUACUUACUGAAAUACUGAAAUAAUUGUGUUUUAUAUUACUCUUAAUGCUUCAUUAAUACUGCAUGUGUUGUUGACUGAGAACUACUUCAUGAAUGCACUAAUUGUUUCGAGUGUUUAGCGUAACUGGUUCUGUGUAGUAUAUCAUGGGGAUUAUACUGGCACAUUAGGUAGUUCAAGUGCCUAUUAGAUCUGUGAAUGGAAGUGAGCAAGGACAAGCUGAUGACUCCUGGCAGUAGACAAGUGGUUGUCCACCGAUGAUAGUCAGCUCUACUCCUGGGUUCUGUCUGUCGCUGCUUUCAUAUUACAGAAAGUGAGGUUCUGUGCAAACGGUAUGAACAUGAAUUUAAUUAUUUCUGUGAGAACUGUGGAAUCAGAUAAAAGGUCUUCAGAAGUGUGGAAAUGUGUAGUUCAGUCCCUUACCACAUGUAAAAAGGAAAAAAAAACACUGUAGUUUUAGAUCCAGCUGUGAAAUAAUCGGAUGUGAUGUUAUGAAUAUAAUGAGAAAAAGAUCAUCAAAUGGAAAAAAAAUGUGCAACAAUCCUGAAAAAAAUCCAUACAAGGCUGUGAGCUAAGGCUCAAAACAUUUUUGGAUCUGAAGGCUGCAUUUAAUGCAGUUGCUGAAAAAGAGAGAAGCUGUUUUCAUUAGAAUCGUUGCAAAUUGAAGAGUAAUGCAAAAUUUUUCAAUAGCAGCUUUCGUUCCUUUUAAUCUUCAUGUUAAUCUACCACAGGCUGGUAGAAGUCAGCAACGUUUGUGUAUUUCUUCUGUUUGUGUUUUCUGGUGUGUUGUAGUAUUGUUUUGGGAAAGGUCAUUACUGUGCUUUUAUUUUAUUUUUUUCUUGCUUCUUUUGUAUCACUGCGUUUCAGAUCAUCUCGAAAUAACACUGUUAAAAGAUGCUCCCGAAUAAUCCACCUGCUGUGUUUUGCUUCAGCAACAAUAUAAUCUGUAUACAGUUUCUGAACAUUGCAGAAAAUGAGACGAAAGUAAAACAAAAUGAUCGCUGUAUGAAUCUAUUUGGGGCUUUUGUGGAAAGUAUAUAACAGGGGAUCUUAUGAUGUCAAUUGACUACCUUAACCAUAGUUACAGGCCUCCACUGUAAAAUACAUCAUGUUUGUUAACUUCAUGUUUAUUCCCAUGGUGGUUGACCUAUCGGAUCUCUCCAGUUGUAAGUUGUGGGGAAUUUGCUACUUUUUUUUUUUCUGUUUCGGGAGAAAUACGUCUUCUGUAUUAAACUGUUGUUUAUAAUCUU
This is a messenger RNA of Micropterus salmoides (largemouth bass), 2769 nucleotides long. RefSeq names its product protein transport protein SEC31. Bases 498 to 1106 code for a protein of 202 amino acids. The record is from RefSeq and is a predicted model, not a curated record. The transcript has 5 exons. NCBI's taxonomy places the organism in Eukaryota, Metazoa, Chordata, Actinopteri, Centrarchiformes, Centrarchidae.